ACCAUGUGUCGUAAAUACUGCCUCUAAACGCAACCAAAUUGACCCAAAAGAAUAAAAGUAGAAAAAUAUAAAAAGUUGCAGAAUCCCCGUUUCGUCAUUUUGUUUAACGCAUUUGGCGGAGAAGACAAUCCAAAAAGCCAAGUUUCAUUUUUAUUAUUUUUGGCGGGAAGUGUGGAAGUAGUAAUCCGCCCGCCAGCGUUGUCGUAGGAAAUAAUGGUGGCGCAAGGAGGCGACUCUUCUCCUUCCUGGGCUGAGUCGACUAGCUUUCGUCAAAUCGACGACGUUUUCUUGCAGACUCAAACAAGAAUAUGGCUGGGAGAAGUCCUUCAAACAAGAUUAAGUGAGCGGAUCAGCAUUACGGAUUUACUUGCUGAUGGGGAAUUGCUGUUUGAAGUGUCAAGAGAGUUAUGGAAAAUGAUGUUGGAAAAGCAUAUGGAGCUAAAAUACAAAUAUGAAUACGAGCCAUUUGCUUCUAGAAAUAGUGGGAGGUAUAUGCCUUACUCAAAUGUUGAUUCAUUUUUGAAGAUUUGCAAAAUCCUGGGAUUGGCCGGCAUUGAUAUCUUUUCCCCAUCUGAUGUUGUUGAGAAAAGAGAUACUAGAAAAGUUUGUAUGUGCAUACGUGCCCUUUCAAAGAAAGCAAGGUUGAGGCAUUUAAAUGUUCCAGAUUUUGAUAUAGUUACAUGUACAGCAGCUAUGCCUACAGAUAUGGUUGGAUAUAUUCGAAGAAGCUGGGAGAUCACUUAUUGUGACUACUCCAAUUCUUCUAGCCUCAGUAGAAACCAUGAAUUACUAGAAAGAUCUCGGCAGAAACAUUUGAAUUCUAUUGCUGGAAGAAGCUACAAUUAUUAUGAAGAGUCUCAUAGUGCAGAAAGAAACUUUUCACCACAAUCAGAUAGCUCAGCUGCCAUUUGUUCGUAUAGUCCAACUUCCCAGAUAAGCUCUGUAUCAAUCAAUUCUCCAGGAGUAUCCUCAAUAGUCGAAAGUAAUUAUUUUGAUCAAUAUUCAGAACAGUUAGAUGUUCAAAACCAAAUACGAGAUGAAUGCGUCCAGUAUCGACAGGACGCAGUAUGUUUAAAUGAAUUAACAGUCUCUUGUCUCUCACAUCAUUUGGAGUAUGAUCAAGAGCAGGAUAAUAUGCCAUCUCAAUCUUCUCUGGAUUCAAAUGUUACCUUAGGUAGUCUGGAUUUUAGUGCUGAAAGUCGAGCUAGAAAUAGCCAUAGAAAUACUUUAGAGGACCAAAUAUAUGUUGAUCCUAGUAUGGAAGAUCCCUCAGUUGUGGGGGAUUCUGCGGAAUGCAGCAGACCAGAAAGUAAUACCACUGAUGAUUGCCCAUCAAUAUCAGCUAUUAUUACCCAUGAAACUUGUCCUGGUGAUUUUGGAAUGCUUGAUGGGAAAGACGGUCUUUUUGAUGCAUGUGUAGGUGUUGGCUCCUUUAGCUUGGAAGAAUCUAGAACUCCUGAAAGUAAACUUAGAAGCCAAUGCGUUGAUGGUGAUGAUGUUGAGGUGUUUUCUAUUGCCAGUGUGACUUCCAACUUAAUUCCAGAGCAGAACUUGGACUUUUUUAAUCACUUGGAUGCAGAAAAAGCAUUUAAAAAUGUCUGGGUUCCUGAUUCAGCACAAAGCAGCCCAAGUGCUUUGGACGAGAAAUGCAAGGAAGGGUCCAAACCUCAAGAUGUUAUCAAAUAUGGAAAGCCAGGUCAGAGAUUAACAACGAACAAGAAGGAAGAAGCUCUUCAUGACAUGAAAGGCAUGGAUAUUGGCUUCUCUAGUCCACAAUAUUUAAAUAACUGCAAUGCUAGAUAUUUGGAUCCUGCGAUCUCAUAUGAUAACAGCAUGGACAUGCCUCAAACAAUUCCGAAUGUUGUAGAUGAGGGAGAAAAGCUGUUUGCUGGUCAAUCCUGCUUUGGAAUUGGGUCUCCCCAGUGGGAUCAGAAAGGAAAAUGCCAAAUUGCUGUAAUUCCAAACACAAAUAGUGGUCAUGGAGCUUCAUGUGUAUCUCUCUCACCACUAGAUUUGAACAAGGAAAAUCUUCAACUUUUUCAAAAAGUUAGAGGAGGUGCCUUGUGUCUGGAGAACAUGGAGUCUUUUGUUGCUGAUAAUGAUACAAAGGUGAGUAGCCCCAAUAUGGUCAAAUUAGACUGUGAUAAUGGCAAGCAGCCAAAUCAAUGGUUUUCAUCUUCAUGCUAUGAUGACAUUAUAAGCAGAAGACAUGAGGACUUAAAUGCUUCAAGCAAUGUUGUAGUGGAAAGUGAAAAUGUCAACAAGGAUGAAGCGAGAAAUGAAAACUUGCAGCUGUCAACAGAUGAAAAUUCAGAUGGAGUUGACAAUCCUAUUGUAGGAAUCGCAGAGUGCAAGCCUCAGAAAAUGCCAUUUCUUAAAUCUGUUGUAAAGGGAACUGCAGUUCUUGGUGCUAUGUUUCUUUUGCUUCACUUCAGGAAAAGUGGCAGAGAGAAAUCAAAGGAGUCAAGUGAGCAAUCUAAUAGAAAAAGGAAUGUGAAUGGUGGGGAUUUCUUAUCAGUGAAGGGGCAAAGGAAUCAUACAGCCGAUGGUGUAUAUCCAGCAGAAAAGCUAAAGCUUGGACAUUAAUAAGAUGGAAUACAAGUUAAUCAGGGAUAAAUAUUUGAACUAUCAAGCGUGGGCAUAGAAGCAUAUAUGAAAGCAAGGGAGGAGAACUCAGAUUGGAAUGUGUACAAUGGCGGAAGGAAUUUAUAGGUAACUAGUGGAUGAAGAAUGCAUGAUAUAUAAAAUAGAAAAGACGACCAAUUCUGAUGUAGACAAAAAGAAGGAAAGACUUUAUGGAGGUACAAGAAGAAAACAGCGAGUGCAUAUGUUUAUACAGAAGCACAUCUGAGCUGUUCCUUUAUGGAUGGUCAAUUUGUCCCCAAAGAGUCAAAUACAUUCAAUUUGAAUUUUUUCAGGAGUAUUGAAUUUUUUCAGCAAAUACUCCUAAGAACUUAUAUCCCCGAUCAAGUACAUUCAAUUUAAAUUUUUUCAGCAAAUAAUUAUUUGAACUUGUAUCUAAGGAUCAAA
Messenger RNA from Ricinus communis (castor bean), 3030 nucleotides. RefSeq lists its product as uncharacterized. The transcript has 9 exons. Gene Ontology annotation, molecular function: actin filament binding; cytoskeletal adaptor activity. Gene Ontology annotation, cellular component: actin filament. The record is from RefSeq and is a predicted model, not a curated record. Bases 214 to 2586 code for a protein of 790 amino acids. Lineage: Eukaryota; Viridiplantae; Streptophyta; Magnoliopsida; Malpighiales; Euphorbiaceae. Gene Ontology annotation, biological process: actin crosslink formation.